GGAGAAGAGAUAAGAGAUGAAGGGGGAAGAGGAGGCAGUGGACAAGCAAUAACACACCUUGGUAUAUCUUAGCUAGCCUUGCAUUGCUCAUCAACAUUCUGCCUGCCACAAUGAUGCAACUGCUGCUCCUCACGCUCUCCAUGGCCGUCCUGAGUGCCGGUCUGGAUUGCUCCCGUCCAUUCAAUAAUGUCGGAGAGCGGUGCAUCUUCAUUGACCCCUGGGAAACAGGCACCAUGUCACAAAUCCGGGACGUCUGCAAAGUCUACGGUGGAGAUCUCAUCUGGUUUGACAGUGACACAGAUUGUGAUUUCUAUCGAGACCUUCUGACACACAUUCACGAGAACAGCCUCAACGAGAAGGACUACUGGAUGGGAGUCACAGAUGAGGGCCAUAAUGAAGUUUGGAAGUACUUGAAAAAUAAUCAACUGGUGCGUGAUGGUCCUCCAUACUGGGAUGCAGGCUUCCCUACCAGCUCAACAACAAUGAACUGUGCCAUCCUUGCUGUGAAGAGAGGCUACUACUGGGAGGAGGUCGAGUGUACUGCCAUCCACUCCGCUAUCUGUCGUAAAACCUAGACCUGGCAAUGCUCACCUCUAUAAGGCACCACAUUUCCAUGGUCAUGCAACACACAGCUGCCUUUCAUCCGUGGUCCAAUACAUGUAGCAAAAUCUUGCAUACUGUUACAAAAAUAAAGAAGUAAAAUAUUACGCAAGAUAAA
This is a messenger RNA of Scylla paramamosain (green mud crab), 718 nucleotides long. RefSeq names its product CD209 antigen-like protein C. The transcript has 4 exons. The record is from RefSeq and is a predicted model, not a curated record. Lineage: Eukaryota; Metazoa; Arthropoda; Malacostraca; Decapoda; Portunidae. Bases 111 to 575 code for a protein of 154 amino acids.